CGCGUCCCCACCGCCGCCUUCAAAAAAAAAAAAAAAAAAAAAAAAAAAAAAAAAGGCGAGGGCUGCCGGGGAGCAGCUGCCAGGCCUUAGUGUUGAAGUUUUGAAUGUAUUUGGAUGUGCAGUUCGGGGCCAAGGAUGCAGACGUCUUCAUCAUUCCUUCUUCUCCCAGUGCUUGCCAGCCUGCCCUCCCUGGCCCACGGCAGUGCCGCUGGAGAGGGACUUCUGGAAGCCUUGGGACUUGACCUUAACCCAGAAUAAAUAGGGUUUUGAGACAGCCUCACCAUGUGUGAAGGACUGAUGGAGAGGUAUGUGGCUGCCAUGGUGUUGAGUGCAGCUGGAGAUGCCUUGGGGUACUUCAACGGGAAGUGGGAGUUUCUCCGGGAUGGGGAAAAGAUUCACCAGCAGCUGGCCCAGCUUGGUGGGCUGGACGCCAUAGAUGUGGAGAGGUGGAGAGUCAGUGAUGACACAGUGAUGCACCUGGCCACCGCAGAAGCUCUUGUGGAGGCUGGCAAAGUCUCGGAUUUGGCUCAGUUGUAUUCUCUACUUGCUAAGCAUUACCAAGACUGUAUGGAAGACAUGGAUGGCCGGGCACCAGGGUGUGCUUCAGUGCAGAAUGCCAUGGUGCUGAAGCCAGAUGAGGCCAAUGGCUGGAGGAUUCCCUUUAACAGCCAUGAGGGUGGCUGCGGGGCUGCCAUGCGUGCCAUGUGCAUCGGUCUCAGAUUCCCUCACCACAGCCAGCUGGGCACACUGAUCCAGGUGAGCAUCGAGAGUGGCAGGAUGACCCACCACCACCCUACAGGCUACCUGGGAGCCCUUGUUUCUGCUCUUUUUACAGCCUAUGCUGUGAACGGCAAACCUCCCAGGCAAUGGGGAAAAGAACUGAUGGAGGUGCUACCAGAAGCUAAAAAGUACAUUAUCCAAUCAGGCUACUUUUUGGAGAAGAAUCUUCAACACUGGUCCUACUUCCAAGACCAAUGGGAAAAAUACCUAAAACUUAGAGGGAUUUUGGAUGGCAGAUCAGCCCCCACCUUCCCCAAGCCCUUUGAUGUGAAGGAGAGGGAUCAGUUCUAUACCUCCGUGAGCUACUCUGGCUGGGGUGGCAGCAGUGGACACGAUGCCCCCAUGAUUGCCUACGAUGCCAUCCUGGCUGCAGGAGACUCCUGGAAGGAGCUCGCCCACCGUGCCUUUUUCCACGGUGGAGACAGUGAUUCUACAGCUGCUAUUGCGGGCUGCUGGUGGGGAGUGAUGUAUGGUCUGAAAGGAGUGAACCCCUCCAACUAUGAGAAACUAGAAUACAGAAACCGGCUGGAAAAGACAGCCAGGGCUUUGUAUUCUCUGGGGUCAAAGGAAGAUACCGUAAUUGCCCUUUAGGGAGAUGUGAUGUCAUUUCUUGUGGUUUUUCCUCUUGUGUGGUCCAGUUUCUUUUCGCUUUUUUCCAAAGUCAAGAGUUUUAAGCUUGUACUCCAGGAAUUUUGAGAUGACAUGUCCCUUGAACACCUGAAGCUCGUCUUUCCAGAUUCAUCCUGUUCCCGCCAAAUUUGACCCUCUUUUCUACCCUGAAAAAUCUUGAGCUCAGUUGACAGGGUCCUCGUCCUCCCAAACUAGAAGUCUUGUAGUCUCAUAUUUGAGUCUUCAUGUUCAUCGUCUAAACUUUCACUAAAUUUUUUCUGUUUGUUUCAGGUUGAGUCCCCCAAAAGUGGACUCUGUGAGAUAAAGAUUUAAGUACAAGUAGUUUAUUGGGGAGGUGAUUCCAGGAAGCAGAGAUAGGAGAAUGGGGAAGUGAGAGAUAAGGAGGUGGGGGGAAGCCAGUACAAGGUGCAUUACUGAGCAUGUUACCACUCUGGGCAGUUGGGACUUAGUCUAUCUGGGUUUUCUGUGUAGGCCACUCCCCAGAGUUGUCCCACUUGAAAGGCAAGCAAACCUGAGGUGUUUAUCUGCCAUCUUCCAUCUGAUAGUGGUUGAGGACCAUUCCUAGGGAUGCCAGCUACCCGGUUCUUCUUGGCUUGCCUCUUGUGCAAGCCAAACACAGAUGUCUUCAAGAAAAGACUCCGAGAUGCUUGCAGUGGCAAGCUGUACAGUGCAUGGGAACAGUAAGGGUGAUUAUAUGGGGUCCCAAUGUCAUCUGCCAAUGGUUAUACCUCCUAAAUAUCCUUUACAUCUACUACCUCUUUUACCUUCUUGCACCAGCCGUUUUUCAGCUGAUUUCUGCAGUCCAGGCUACUCAGGUCUGGGGAGUGCUGCUCCUAGCUGCACUCUGUACAUUACUGGCUGCAACUCUUAAUGCAUUACCAGUUUUACUGUUUGCUUGUCUUUCUUCUCCUCUAGACACAACCUCGCACAGUGCCUGGGAACACGGGUGCCUGAUUAGGUACCUAACCAGUGUAUAAUAAAUGAAUGUUAAUUAACCUGUCUGGCGCCUUAACUUGCCUUUCUUCUUGCACUCCAGAGUUACCUUUACAAAUAACCAAUCAAUCAUGUUGAACUUCUACUCAUGUUCUACCCAGUGAAUACUCACCCCCUUCAUUUCCUGGUGCUCUUCCCCUUGCACUUUGACUCGGUAGAUUCUUAUUCAUCCUUCAAAGCCCAGCUCGGGUAGAUCCUUCUAGGUGAAAUCUGCUGAGUGUUCGGGCACUUGGCCACUUUCUCCUUGUACGCCUAUAGCCUUCUGUCUCCAGCUCCACCACCACGCUGAUCCUGUCAUGUGGUAACCAUUGAGUGUCUUCUGAGGACAAUCUCAGGUUCCUUGUGAGGACUCAUUUAUUCUCUUUGUGGCCCGGCCCAUGGGAGACAUUCAAGUAAGCAUUUACUUUGGAGGUUCAUCAAGUAGUGUGGCUGUGAAUGCUUUCAGCAUGCAGUUCCACAUCUGUUUCAGACCCCUGCCACUUCAUGGCUGCUCAGAGUAACCUGCAAUGCACUGUGAGAGAUGGAGAGUCUGCUGCUUUAGCCAUGCACAGGUGUGAACUUCCACAAGACAAAGCUCUCACCUCUGUAUUUCCAGCAGGAUUCCAGCAAAGGCAUGCAAUUUAUAAUUUUAUAUGUAAGAGGAGAAGGAAAUUCCAAAGUUCAUUUUAUGGCUCAAAAAACUUUUUUAUGUAUUUAUAUAUUUCAGAAAACAAACGUUUUAAAUAUUAUGAUAUGAAAACAUUCUUCAGUAAGACAACCAACUGGAGUUGGAGACUUUCAAGGGUGCUGGGCUGCAAUUCACAGAACAAUAAUAACUUCUUAAAUUUGGGUGUCUUAAAGAUUCUUUUGUGUAAAUAUGCUGAGGACAGCUUUAGAAUAAUAGAAAACAUAGUAUAUACAUUUUUACACAAGAUUCCUGAGCAGAAGAUGUAAGUUGGAGACCCUCAUGACUACUUUCAAUUUCCUAGUUGGUAAGAACUGACUUUAUAGCACAGAAUAGUAGGUGCAUUCUGCAGAUGUAAGAAAAAAGGAAACAUUUCUCCUUGUCUUUCUGAGGUUUCUUUUCCCAAUAGUUAGGUGCCUGCACUUUCAAGGUGGAACACGAGAAUUCUCUUAGCACUGACCAAACAACAGACCUGAGAUGCUUAAACCUUACAGUUAGCAAAGAGCAGAAGAGAAUUUUAACAAGUGGAAUAUGAAACAUGACCUGUUUUAUCUCUGUACCUGGUUUGGUAACUUGUUUGAAUUUAUUGAGAAACAAACAUAAAAUUUUAUUUUUUCUCCA
This is a messenger RNA of Canis lupus familiaris (dog), 3688 nucleotides long. It is a transcript of the gene ADPRH, whose product is annotated as ADP-ribosylarginine hydrolase. The transcript has 5 exons. Gene Ontology annotation, molecular function: ADP-ribosylarginine-[protein] hydrolase activity; magnesium ion binding. Gene Ontology annotation, biological process: protein de-ADP-ribosylation. Lineage: Eukaryota; Metazoa; Chordata; Mammalia; Carnivora; Canidae. The coding region runs from base 283 to 1371 and encodes 362 amino acids. The record is from RefSeq and is a predicted model, not a curated record.